AUGUCAACUACCAGCGUCGCCGACAACCCGGCUUCCCCCAAUGCCAUUCCCGUUCGUUACAGCUCUGCGGGCGUCCAAAAUGGCAUUCAGCAUCAAGCCUCAAAGUCCGUCCUCAAACCUCUCCCGGAAGACAGCUGGAUCGCCCAGAAGCACCAUUCCCUGCCUCCGCAACCAAGUCCACCUCUCUCCGAGCAACCCACUGCACUCAACAGGAGGUAUUCCAAGAGAAAGUCUCAUCUAGAACACUUCAUCCCUCCCAGAAUGGGCGAUUGGACCCCACAGAAAGAAAAGAUCAUCCUCGGACCCUAUGACUACCUCUUUGCUCAUCCAGGCAAGGACAUUCGAGCGGCCCUCAUCAAGGCCUUUGACGCUUUCCUGCAUGUUCCUCCCGGAUCCCUUGACGUCAUCACCAGAGUCGUGGGCAUGUUGCAUACCUCCUCUCUCUUGAUCGACGAUGUCCAAGACGGUAGUCAGUUGCGUAGGGGAAUCCCCGUCGCCCACAACAUCUUUGGCACCGCCCAAACCAUCAACAGCGCUAACUACGUCUACUUCAUCGCCCUGCAAGAUCUCCAGCAUCUGACAAACAAGGAUGAAGCCAUUGAAAUAUUCACGACCGAGCUCCUCAACCUUCAUCGGGGCCAGGGCAUGGACCUGUACUGGAGGGAUACCUUGACGUGCCCCAACGAGGAUGAUUACCUGGAAAUGGUCCAGAAUAAGACCGGCGGCUUGUUUCGCCUCGCGGUCAAGCUGAUGCAGGCAGAGUCCGGCGAGAAAGGACGAAUAGACUGUGUCCCUCUGGUCAACCUGAUGGGCCUCAUCUUCCAGAUCUGCGACGACUAUCUCAACCUCUCCUCCACCACCUACACCAAGAACAAAGGUCUCUGUGAAGACCUGACCGAGGGCAAAUUCUCCUUCCCUGUCAUCCACUCCAUUCGGAGUAACCCGGGCAAUCUUCAGCUCAUCAACAUUCUGAAACAAAAGACCACCGAUGACCAAGUCAAGAGAUAUGCUGUCUCGUACAUGGAGAGCACCGGCAGCUUUGCCUACACUAAACGUGUCGUCGACGAACUGAAGCAAAAGGCCGCGAUUUUGAUUUCGGAAAUGGAUGCUGGCUCGGGCAAAGGUGAUGAAGCCAAAUUAAUCCUUGAUCGCAUGAAUCUCGAGUAG
Messenger RNA from Exophiala bonariae, 1167 nucleotides. RefSeq lists its product as uncharacterized. The coding region runs from base 1 to 1167 and encodes 388 amino acids. The record is from RefSeq and is a predicted model, not a curated record. Lineage: Eukaryota; Fungi; Ascomycota; Eurotiomycetes; Chaetothyriales; Herpotrichiellaceae. Gene Ontology annotation, biological process: isoprenoid biosynthetic process. Gene Ontology annotation, molecular function: prenyltransferase activity. The transcript has a single exon.